Argentina anserina (silverweed cinquefoil) is the source of this 1203-nucleotide messenger RNA. RefSeq lists its product as uncharacterized. The transcript has 7 exons. Bases 1 to 1203 code for a protein of 400 amino acids. Gene Ontology annotation, molecular function: nucleic acid binding. NCBI's taxonomy places the organism in Eukaryota, Viridiplantae, Streptophyta, Magnoliopsida, Rosales, Rosaceae. The record is from RefSeq and is a predicted model, not a curated record.
AUGACAAGAAGUGGCUGGCUCUUAGAUGCUCCAUUACAGCCAAUCAAGAAGGUCAUGCCUUCUAAGGACAAAGAGGCCGAGAAUUUCAAUGCAAAUGACCUAGAGAAGGACCCUGCCUCCUCUAAGGUCAAUGAUGUCGUGCAUGAGAUAAGUAAGGAUCCUAACUCUAGUGGUUUGGUUUCAACUAAUGUUCUUCCUCGUGUCCCCUUCCCCAAUAGAUUCGCAAAGAAGAAGAAUGAUGACUUUGAUCAAGCCAUGCUCAACAUCUUUAAGAGGGUAGAAGUGAACAUGCCUCUCAUUGAAUGCAUUCAACAAAUCCCGAAGUACGCUAAGUUUCUAAAAGAGUUGUGCACCAAUAAGAGGAUGACUCGAGAAAAGGAAGUGGUCACAAUGAAUGAGAUGGUUUCGAGCUUGAUAUUCUCUGCGGACUUCUAUGUCCUUGACAUGGAGCCAACUGAAGCAGAUGACAAUGAGGUCCCUAUUCUAUUGGGGUGUCCCUUUAUAAGGACUGCAAGAACGAAGAUUGAUGUGUUUAGUGGAUCACUCACCUUUGCGUUCGACGGUGAAGUGAUUAGCUUCAACAUCUUUGAAACCAUGAGUGGAUACAAUCAGAUUAGUGUUAUGGAGGAAGAUCAAGAAAAGACUACAUUCACAUGCCCUUUUGGUUCUAGAGAUCAAAUGCUGAUGCAUCCUGUCUUGACUGUUGAACUAUUUGAUUGUUGGGGUAUUGAUUUCAUGGGACCUUUUCCAAACUCUAAUGGUUUUUUGUUUGGUAUGCUAAGAGUAAUCAUUAGUGAUGGAGGAUCUCAUUUUUACAACCGGACCAUUGAGGCAUUGUUGAGGAAAUAUGGUAUCAAGCAUAAGGCUUAUAGAACCGCAUACAAGACUCCUCUUGGAAUGUCACCGUUUCGAUUAGUCUAUGGCACGGCGUGCCAUCUACCUGUGGAGCUUGAGCAUAAUGCAUGGUGGGCUGUGAAGAAUUUUAACAUGGACAUUGACGAGACCGGAUUGCAUAGGAAAUUGCAAUUGCAUGAGCUUGAAGAGAUUCGAAAUGAAGCGAUUAAGAGUGCAAUGAAUGGAAAUGAGUUCACGGUCAAUGGACAUCGCGUGAAGCAUACUAUGAGAACUUUGUGGAGCAUAACGUGGAUGAGACUUCUCUCCUUGAACCUACGGAAAACAAGUGAAUUUUUAGAGAUAGUGUAG